AUGAGGCAGGUCCUGGUGGUCCUGCUGCUUCUGCCUGCAGCAGUCCUGGCAGCAGCAGACAGCCCUUAUUUAAUGAUCCAGCCUGAACAUCUCUCUGCCUUCCUGGGAGGCUCCGUUGAAAUCCCCUUCAGGUUCUCCCAUGCCUGGGAGUUGGCCCCGGAUCCCCAGGUGAAGCUGUCAUGGAGAUGGAAGUCAUUCUAUGGGGAGUUUAUCUACAACAGCACCCCACCUUUCAUCCAUAAGCAAUUCAAGGACCGGCUGGUCCUGAUCAUCGCAGAGGAUGGGGUCUCGGGCUCCCUGUCUAUAUCAAACUUGCACAAGCGGGACGGGACCACGUACUUCUGCCGCGUCCAUCUGAAGACAAAGCAACAUGGCGAGAAGCAGUGGCAGUCCAUCAUAGGGACCAAACUCACCAUCACUAAAGCUAUCAAGCCCACCACCCAGACGAAGACCACCACCGAGAGAAGCACCAGCGUCACCUCAGAAGUUACCUCAACCAGCUUCACAGUCGCACAGUCGCAGCCCCUGGGUCUGGGAGCUGUGGUUGGGAUGGCAGUGGCCAUCACUAUGCUCAUAAUCGGGGUGCUAGGACUACUGGCCUUGCUCAGGUGCAGAAGGAAAGAGAAGAGUUGGCCCACCCUGGGAAAGGCCGGCCAGGCACAGCCCAAACCCCAGCAGGGUGAGUAUGUGGCCCCCAAGGAGACAGAUGGGUGA
This is a messenger RNA of Perognathus longimembris pacificus (Pacific pocket mouse), 714 nucleotides long. Its product is annotated as paired immunoglobulin-like type 2 receptor alpha. The transcript is spliced from 5 exons. NCBI's taxonomy places the organism in Eukaryota, Metazoa, Chordata, Mammalia, Rodentia, Heteromyidae. Gene Ontology annotation, molecular function: MHC class I protein binding. The record is from RefSeq and is a predicted model, not a curated record. The coding region runs from base 1 to 714 and encodes 237 amino acids.